Pectinophora gossypiella (pink bollworm) is the source of this 971-nucleotide messenger RNA. Its product is annotated as circadian clock-controlled protein daywake-like. The record is from RefSeq and is a predicted model, not a curated record. The transcript has 5 exons. Bases 99 to 821 code for a protein of 240 amino acids. Lineage: Eukaryota; Metazoa; Arthropoda; Insecta; Lepidoptera; Gelechiidae.
UGAAAGAUACGUUUUCCUCAAUUAAUGUAUUCCAAAGUGUGUGCUUAUUAGCAUCCUCGCAGCUCAAUGGUCAUCAGUUGGGAUUCAGGAGUCACACAAUGUUGUCUUACAAUUUGCUUCCUAAGUUUAUUCUGUUUGUUUGUGUAACAAAUGCUGCAGGUCAAAUAAUCCAACCGUGUAACAUAGACGAUGAACCAUGCAUCGCCAAGUCAGCGAAUAUAGCGCUGAAGAAAAUAGCUGACGGUGUACCUGAUGUGGGAGUGGAGGUGCUGGAUCCUCUGCAUGUAGACAAGAUUGAUGGAGACUUAGCAAACCUGAAGUACACUCUCACUGACAACACCAUCAAAGGGUUUAAAGACUGCGAGAUCAGUAAUGUGAAAUUGGACUUGGACAAUAUGAAAAUACUUUUCGACCUGGAGUGCUCUAACCUGCGUAUCAACGGCGACUACGUCAUCAACGGCCGCCUCAUCAUCCUACCCAUCGAAGGAGAAGGAACAUUCUCCAUUAUUGCCAAAAAAUAUUUUAUAACAAUGGACACAGAUAUUAAAAAGGUCGCGGGGAAGGAUGGAAAAGAUCAUCUGUCUAUUAAAAACUUCAAAUCUACUUUAGAAGGCAGAGAUGGAUUGACGUACGAUUUCAAAAAUCUGUUCCAUGGACAGAAGGAUCUAUCUGAUGCCGUCCACAAGUUUGCAAACGAAAACUGGAAAGAAGUGGCUGAUUUCGUCCAGGGACCCGUUCUUAACAGCUGUUUGAAGAAAAUCAUCAAUCAGGUGAACAAGUACCUGAAAACCGUACCUUAUGAAGACCUUUUCUUGCAUUAGAAAUCAUGUUUUGAAUAAUAUUUUUGUUGUGGCAUUGAAAGUGUUUUCAUUUAGGUUCAAUUUUGUCAUAUUAGGUUACAUGUUAAUAUUUUUUUAUAAAAAAACCUAUUUUUGAUACCUAAAGUAUUAAUAAAUAAACAAGUAUUUUUA